GAGGCAGAACACAGCGAGUCUGCAUCAGCACCAGCUUCUAGCAUCUCUGCUCUCCAUCAUCUAUCAGAGUGGGAUACAGGGGGUGGGGGGUUGAACGAAAGAGGACACCCUAAUAGAAUAUAGUGGAAUGGGCUAAAGCAGGUGAAAGAGGGGAGACAGCCAGAGAAGAGAGGGACCUUUGUAACGCUGCAGAAGGAGGAGUUGGGGGGGAGAGGAGAAGAGAGGAGGUGGUAGUGGCAACGGCUGGGGGGGGUUAGGAGUGCAGCCGGUUUGCACCUAAAGGUUCAACAGAAAGCGGAACAGUAAAUGGAGGAGAGGAACCUUGUUGCAUCUCCUCAAUUGGAGUAGAGCUCCAAGGAUCAGAACUCCUGGAAUGUCCCAUAUCAUGGUUCACGUUACAAAGGGUAAGAAAUAAAGAUGGAGUCAUUGUAAAGACAAGGAUGGGACAAUCCAUCAGACAAAGGGCUUAUGAAAACCAUAUACCAAUGCUGUGACGAGAUGGUUAACAGGUGCCGACUGCAAUGAAGGGUUUGGGGGACGCCCGUGUACGGCACCUCUCGGGAACCCUGGAUUCCCAUCCAGAUUCCCUGUAUAUCCAACAGGAACGGACACCAUAUUUAAUCAGCUCCACAGACUCCUACCCCCCGGAGCCUCGGUAUACACCUGAGAAUUCCCUGCACCCAGACUGCCUAUAUCCACUCAACAAUCAGCUCUCCAACAGUAGCACCUUUCCACGGAUCCACUUUAAUUCUCAUUAUGAACCACCAGAGGACACUCCAUCCUACCCAACCCCCCAUGUUCCACCUGCUAAAAUCAAUAGGCUUCCUGCUAGCCUCCUGGAUCAGUUUGAGAAACAACUGCCAGUCCACAAGGAUGGCUUCAGCACCUUGCAGUUCCAGAGGGGGGCACCAGAGGGCAAGGACCGAAGUGAGAGUCCUGGACGUAUACGCCACCUGGUCAACUCCGUGCAGAAGCUGUUUAACAAAUCACAGUCCCUGGAAGGUGGAGGCAGAGCCAGUGUGAAUGGCAAAAAGGGAUCAUCAGAGGACUCUAAGGGGACAAGACGAAGCAAAAGCAAAGAGCGUGGCAAAGGAGAUGGAAAAGGGCAAACUAGGGGGAGUGGGGUAUCUGGGUGGUGGAGUUCAGAUGACAAUUUGGACAGUGACACAGGGGGUUACCGCAACCCAGCAGGGAUGAUGACUUUGGGAAGAAGACCAGAGCAUGCAGCUCGACAUUUCAUUAGUGGAUACAACACUAUCAGUGAGAGCAUGCUGAAGGCAUCCAAAAGCAAUAAUGACCUCAAGUUCACACCCUUCCAGCCUCCAUCCCUCACAUUGUCUCCUCUGCCAACCCCACAAGAGAUGCUCCCUGCCAGCUCAACAUCCACGUUAAAAAGAGGAUCUUGGUCCACGCUGACUCUGAGCCACGCCCGUGAGGUGUGCCAAAAGGCUUCGGCUACCAUAGACAAAGCUUUUCUCAAGUCCAAGUCCUGUCAUCAGGAUCUCAGCUAUCAGUAUUUGCAGGUACCAAGUGGGGACUGGAAUGGACCACCAGUUAAAGAUGAUGAUAUCCCUUGCAGGCGGAUGCGGAGUGGCAGCUAUAUCAAGGCCAUGGGGGAUGUCGAUAGUGAUGAGUCGGAGGGCAGCCCUCAACCAUCCCCCAAAACUGCAGCGAGGAGGCAGAGCUACCUCAAGGCCACACAGCUGUCGCUCAGCGAGCAGAGCACCACCCAGAGGAGCCUGGACCGUGUGGAUUCUAUGGAGAUUCUCUCCCCUCCGAAGUUUCAGAGCUGGGAAGAGGACUAUAACCAGAUGACUGAGAGUGUAGCAGAAGACAGCAGUGUGUGCCAGGAUAGUGUACCUCGCUGCCUGAUACAGUACCAAAUUCCAGAAGUAGAAGAUCAAAGGGAUAGGUAUCACCUAAACCAGGCGAUAGAGGAACAGAGGGAGAGGUACCAACUGAGCCAGGCAGUAGAGGAACAGAGGGAGAGGUACCAACUGAGCCAGGCAGUAGAGGAACAGAGGGAGAGGUACCAACUGAGUCAGACUGUAGAGGAACAAAGGGAUCGUUUUCAGUUGUGCCAAGUUCCAGAGGAGCAGAUAGAGAGGUUCACCCUUUGCCAAGUCCCCGAAGAGCAAAACAGGUUUCAGCUGUGCCAGGUGGUGGAGGAACAGAUAGAACGAUACUCGCCUGAAGAUCCCAGGGAAAGAUUUCCAUUAAAUCAGGUCCCCGAAGAAAAAAGAGAACGGUACCCACUGUGUACAGUGCCGGAGGAGCAAAGAGAGCGCUACCCAAUGUGCCAGGCAGAAGAAGAGCAAAGUGACAGGUUCCCAAUGGUUCCAUCAGUUUUUGAAGAUUCUGGUCCUGUCAAAAAUGAGGCAUUUGACCUCAAUCUGCCCAACUACUUCCGCUCACGCAGCCACAGCUACCUCCGUGCUAUCCAGGCUGGCUGCUCAGAGGACGACGACACUACAUCCCUGCAGUCUAUGUCCCCCCCACUGCCAGUCACCAGCCGGACCCUACCCAGACAUAUCGGCUCCUCGUGUCUGGUGGGCUACAAGAAGACCCCUCCACCAGUGCCCCCUCGCACCACCUCCAAACCCUUCAUAUCGGUAAUUGUACAGAGUAGUACUGAAUCUGCCCAAGACUCCUACCUGGAUGCACAGGAGGGGCAGAGUGAGGGCAACAGCCAAUCAGGGCUCAGCACUUCCACUGAGAGCCUGGAGAGCACCCGUGCACCCAGCGUGACACGCAUUGGACCCCCCACCCCUAUCAGACAGGUCCCCCCCGAGAUACCCCCUAAAAAUGCAUCUGUGAGAAUUAACAAGGAAGAGCCACGUGCCCCAGAGCCCCUCCCCAAACGCAAGCUGUCAUCCAUCGGCAUCCAGGUGGACAGUAUACAGCCAGUGCCUAUUCCUGAGCUGCCCCCACCUGCCAAAUUCCAGUCCAUUGGAGUCCAGGUGGAGGAGGAGUGGAGAAACAGCCGCUCUAGCAGCAUGACGUCUAAGCAGGAGACAGACUCCGACACACAAGAGCCGAGUAAUUCCUCCGACAAAAGCCUCACAGACUGCCCCACACCUCGCCAGCCUAACCCAUGCCCUCCUGUUCCCCUUCCUAAGAAGCACCUCUCCUAUGGAGAUGGAGGGGACCCAGAGGCCUCUGCCCUUCCACCCCCCGAUCCAUGGCUGGACUCUGCAGCCUCUCCUCCUUCUUCUGAGCCAGCCCAGGUAGCCGCAUGCCGCAGGGAUGGACACUGGUUUCUAAAGCUGCUACAAGCUGAGACAGAGAGACUGGAUGGCUGGUGCAGACAGAUGCAGAGAGAGACCGGCGAUAACAACCUGUGUGAAGAAGUGAUCGGGAAGGUGCUCAGUGCAGUUGGAAGUGCCCAGCUUUUAACAUCACAGAAAUUCCAGCAGUUCCGCGGCUUGUGUGAGCAAAACCUGAAUCCAAAUUCCAACCCACGCCCCUCUGCACAGGAUUUGGCUGGUUUCUGGGACCUGCUGCAGCUCUCCAUAGAGGAUAUCAGUAUGAAGUUCGAUGAACUCUUCCAGCUCAAGACUAAUGGAUGGGCACCGAGUGAAACGCCGGACAGAAAUGAGAUAAAGAGGGCCCCUCCCCCAGUGCCAAAGAAGCCAGCCCGGCCCAAGCCCCCUCUGAGCCGUGACAAAGCGCCAGGCCCUUCCAACAGUGACAAGCAGAGACAAGAAGCACGGAAGAGGCUAAUGGCAGCCAAGCGAGCUGCCUCCGUUCGCCAGAACUCUGCCACUGAGAGUGCGGACAGCAUCGAGAUCUAUGUGCCCGAGGCACAGACGCGGCUCUGAGUGUACGAGCUUUGGUUGAGCUGCGUGAGAUGAACAGAGGGGCCGCGGUAUUCAACCAGAAACUGACAGACUCAAGCGGGAGACACAGGGAGUUGGGCACAAGAGCACUCUUUAGGUCACUAGUGCUUGGCAGUCUGACCGCAGAGCUCUCGAGAGCAAGCCAGGACUAUUUCUUAUCUAAUUAUUCUCAUUAAUAUUAAGGAGCUUAUCAGGUCUUUGUGGGGAAGAGAUCUCAGAAGGAAGUGUGUGGGAGGGAAAAUCAUGUGAUAUAGCCUCCCGCCAGUCCUCUCUAUGCCCAGAGCAAUGGCAAUAAGGCACCCAGUAAGUCUCAUCAAUACAGAGUACCCUUGACCCUCCCCAGUAUUGGACUGUAUCCCGUAUUUUUUUAGCAUUUGUCUGUGUCAGUAGCACCCAUUGCAAUAAGGAAACUCCCCCAGCCCUUCCUAUUGGAGAAGGAGCAUGUGGCUUUAUUAAUUGGUACUGGGCAAUACAAUGCUCAUCUUGUCCUAAGUGUUCCAUUUUGGAACCAUUCACCUCUAGGCAGUGACCUGUUAUGUUCUGCACUUACCCAAUGCUCUGCACCAAGGUGCGUAAGAUGGAGCCAUCCUGCUCUGUGUAGGUUCCUGGCCCUACUGGCAGAUAAUGAUUAUUUAUUUUUGACAUAGACACAAGUUUUAUACUGAUUUUGGUGGCUUAGGGUUGACAGGGUUCUAUCCUUAGAAUUAAAGAUGUGGGCCAGCCCCUUUCUACUUGGUUGCAAUAUGUUAGAAUAUCGGUGAUUUUAAACCCUUAUCUGCUAGACAGGCCGGCACCAAAUUGGUAUAUAAAGCACACUGCACUAUAUAGUAAAGCAGAGUACCACUAAACUAUACGGAUGAACCAACCAAACUCUACUACAUGUUGCUAUACACUGAUAAUGAACAUGCCGUGCAAUUACUACACCACUAAUAUGCACACACGUCACUGUAACAUGAGGUGGAGUAUCUCUGUACACUAGCUGUGUAUAAAGAUAUGGAGUGUCCUUAUACACUGAGCAAGAACUCUUCAUGCUGUAUAUUGAUGCAGAGUAUCUGUAUACAUUGAUGACAUCAUGAGCUCCCUUGCCCCCGCUGAUCGAUGACAUCACUAAGGAUCACUGGUUUCUUCCCCACAUGACAAUAAACAGGACUGAAUUUCACGUAUUACACACGUGGAAACAGCAUUUUUAGGACAAAAAAUAAAUUUAAAAAAAAAAAGGAAACAUGUUUUGAUGAAUUUUGGAGAAAAAAAAUUAUUCCUAGGGA
Molecule: messenger RNA, 5104 nt
Organism: Xenopus laevis (African clawed frog)
Lineage: Eukaryota; Metazoa; Chordata; Amphibia; Anura; Pipidae
Product: disks large-associated protein 4-like
Exons: 13
Coding region: 522-3821 (1099 amino acids)
Source: RefSeq, a predicted model, not a curated record